Messenger RNA from Conger conger (European conger), 1800 nucleotides. It is a transcript of the gene tnnt2a, whose product is annotated as troponin T type 2a (cardiac). The transcript is spliced from 8 exons. Gene Ontology annotation, cellular component: troponin complex. The coding region runs from base 860 to 1492 and encodes 210 amino acids. Gene Ontology annotation, biological process: regulation of muscle contraction; cardiac muscle contraction; sarcomere organization. The record is from RefSeq and is a predicted model, not a curated record. Gene Ontology annotation, molecular function: tropomyosin binding; troponin C binding; troponin I binding. Lineage: Eukaryota; Metazoa; Chordata; Actinopteri; Anguilliformes; Congridae.
AUUGUGUGGAAAGCAGUCCCAGCAGGAGAAAGGGAGGGGAGAUUCCUCGGAUGCCAGCCCUUCUUUGGUAAACACAACCGCGAGGGAGCCUGCCUUCCGUCAGACACACUUUCCCUCUAGUCUUCGUCUUAUCGGCUGUCUAUUCUGGUUCCUCUUCCAGGAACCCCGGGCUGGCGGUACACCGCCGCGGCACGGCUGUGUGUCAUUAACAUUCCCGUUAAACUGUCUCCGUGUUUCCAGAUGCUGACGAAGAGCUUGACGAGGGCGAAGGUAACGACAGCCGCUUGUCCUACAGCAGCGUAAUACGCACGCUCCUGCACAGGGACUGUCGAAGCGACAAGCUUUAUUUAGCAUGAAAUAUCACGAGGAAGCAGAGCAGCUUAACCUGUCAAGAACUGCAGACGAAUCCCAUUAUAAUCAUUACGAUAAAGUCUUCCCCUUUGUGCUCAUACUCACGACUAAUCCCCUGAAAUAAAUAAAUAAAUAAAUAAAUAAAUAAGUAAAACCCUGCAAAGGCUGCAUACAAGCCUCCACUUGAACACAGCAAAACUGAAGGCCCGGAGACUUCACAUUCAGCAUCACACCCUUACUGUGACGCAUGCGCCAUUGAAUGGGGUCACAAAAGACCUUUCCAGAAUUUAUUUGAGGUCGCCGUGAACAGGUUUUAAUUUUCUCUCUGUCUUUUCACCCGAACAGAGGAGGCAAAACCCAAGCCAAAGUAAGUGGGCAAGCACAUUCAUGCUAACAGUGGAAUCAACAAGGUUUAGCAGUGUUGCAUUUUGUUUAUUUGUGCGACAACAACUGUAGGGUUGUUUCAAAAGACAUUAAUGUCCCCUGUUUUUCACACAGGCCGUUCGUGAUGCCCAACCUGGUACCGCCAAAGAUCCCCGAUGGCGAGAAAGUUGAUUUUGACGACAUCCACCGCAAACGUAUGGAGAAGGACCUGAACGAGCUGCAGACCCUGAUCGAGGUACACUUUGAGAGCCGCAAGAAGGAGGAAGAGGAGCUGGUCAGCCUGAAGGACCGGAUUGACAAACGCCGGGCUGAACGUGCUGAGCAGCAGAGGAUCCGCAGUGACAGAGAGAAAGAACGUCAGAAACGGCUGGAGGAAGAAAAGGCCAGGAAGGAGGAGGAAGAGGCAAAGAAGAAAGCCGAAGAGGAUGCAAAGAAGAUGAAGACCCUCACCAGCCUCCAUUUUGGAGGUUAUAUGCUGAAGUCAGAGAGGCGGGGCGGAAAGAAGCAGACAGAGCGAGAGAAGAAGAAGAAGAUCCUCAGCGACCGGCGGAAAUCUCUGGACAUUGAUGACCUGGGCCAGGACAAGCUAAAAGAAAAGGCCAACGAGCUGUGGAAGUGGUUGCACCAACUGGAGGCAGAGAAGUUUGAGCUGCAGUACAGGUUCCAACGGCAGAAGUAUGAAGUUAAUGUGCUACGGAACCGCGUGAGCGAUCAUCAGAAAACGUCAAAGAGAACAAAGAGAGGAUUGAGGAAGUGAAGAUCAAUCGAAGAUGAAAAUGAGCCCUUCAGUCAAUGAGUCAUUAUAUCUGUUGCCAACAACCUAACCAGCCCUUUCUUAUUGCUUUCUUGUACUUGUUCUAGUUUGCCAAGCUUUUCUUUAGUAUUUACAUACAGAUGUGUUCUGCUGAUAUGUUGAUGCCUUUGCUUUAAAAACAAUUCUUCAGUUUUUCGCCUUUCAAUACUGUGGAUUGAUAUUUUCUAUUUCUGAUUUCGCCCCCUUGUACUGCAUAUAAAGUAUUACAAUUUCCUUUCUAGUUUUUAUUUCUAGGCCAUGCUGGCACACCG